Messenger RNA from Ctenopharyngodon idella (grass carp), 2447 nucleotides. It is a transcript of the gene ankmy2a, whose product is annotated as ankyrin repeat and MYND domain containing 2a. The transcript is spliced from 11 exons. Gene Ontology annotation, molecular function: protein binding. The coding region runs from base 133 to 1410 and encodes 425 amino acids. The record is from RefSeq and is a predicted model, not a curated record. NCBI's taxonomy places the organism in Eukaryota, Metazoa, Chordata, Actinopteri, Cypriniformes, Xenocyprididae. Gene Ontology annotation, biological process: regulation of smoothened signaling pathway.
UUCAGUCCGUUUGCAGACCGUAACGCCUUAACCCGUCAGUGGAUCAAUCACAGUAGAACAGAGCUGUCAUAUCAGUCACAGUAAACUUAUAUAUUGCUUAUUAAAAGCAAAAGCGUCACUUUGACUAUAAUAAUGUCUUCACCAAAGAAAGGAGACCUGACCGACACAGAGAAAGAGCUACUUCAGGUUAUUGCUGCAGGAAAUGUGCAAGAAGCUUCCAGACUGCUUGGAUCCAAAGAUGUCAGGGUCAACUGUCUGGAUGAGUAUGGCAUGACCCCUCUCAUGCACGCUGCAUAUAAGGGCAAGGCGGACAUGUGCAAACUGCUGCUGCAGCACGGAGCAGACGUCAACUGCAACGAACAUGAACAUGGAUACACCGCACUCAUGUUUGCAGGACUCUCAGGAAAGACAGAUAUCACCUGGAUGAUGUUGGAUGCUGGAGCCGAGACGGAUGCAGUGAACUCAGUCGGGAGAACAGCAGCACAAAUGGCUGCUUUUGUAGGGCAGCACGACUGUGUGACAGUUAUCAAUAACUUCUUCUCUCGUGCGAGGUUGGAUUACUACACAAAACCACAGGGGCUGGAAAAGGAACCAAAACUCCCUCCUAAACUCGCUGGACCACUACACAAAAUUAUCAUGAGUACCAACCUCAACCCUGUGAAGAUAGUGAUGGUGGUGAAAGAAAACCCUCUGCUGAUGGAUGUGGAAGCACUUGAGAAGUGUCGCAAGGUUCUGGAGCUGAUCUGUGAGAAGUGCAUCAAACAGCAGGAUAUGAAUGAAGUGUUGGCCAUGAAGAUGCACUACCUCAGCUGUGUGCUGCAGAAAUGUGGCUCUUUCCUAAAAGAUCGACAGGACAAACUUGAUAGCCUCAUUAAGAGUCUUUUGAAAGGGCGAGACAGUGACGGCUUCCCGGUAUUCCAGGAGAAGUUCAUCCGGGAGUGCAUUAGGAAAUUUCCAUACUGUGAUGCCACAUUACUGCAGCAGCUGGUCCGAAGUAUCGCUCCAGUGGAAAUUGGAAGUGACCCAGCCGCUCUGUCAGUGCUCACCCAGGCCAUCACGGGGCAGGUGGGCUUCAUGGAUGCAGACUUCUGCACAUCCUGUGGUGAGAAAGGGGCAGAGAAAAGAUGCUCCAUUUGCAAAAUGGUGAUCUACUGUGGCCAGGCCUGUCAGAAACUGCACUGGUUCAGCCAUAAGAAGGUCUGUAAGAUGUUACAGGAGCAGAGAGAGAAACAUGAAGCUGAUUCAGCAUCACGACUACAGAAACAGGCCAAAGCUGAGGGUGAUCAAGCAUUGGAGGAGACGACCGGCACUAUGGAGGAGCUUUCCGUCAGUCAGAGUGAGACCAGCAGCUCUUCAGAUAACCAAACCGAGGACGUUAACUCUGAGACAGUGUCUGUAACUGCAGACUGAAUCACAAAGACUCAGCGUUUCAACCCAGCAACCAUCGUCAUCAUCAUUGAAGACCCAUCUAAGACAAACGAGAGCACAUCCGUAACAUCAGCCAGAGGUUUCUUCAUGGUUCUUGUACAGGAUGCUCGUCUGAAGCACAUAAUGUAGGGCAAAAACCACCAAAAGCUUUGCCACACCAAUGCACAUGAUGAAAGGUCUACGAGUGACAUUUUUUUUUAAAUAGUCUUUUUACAGUUAUGUUGGAAAAUUACAUGUAUUUAUGUUUGUGAAAAUCAUGCUGUCAUGCAUUUAGAGUUCUAUGUGUAAUGUAGGAUUUGCUUUAGGAAAGAUAUUGUAAUGUAUUGCUGCCUAUGCCUUAAAUUUUUUAGUCUGUUAUUAUGGAAAAGGAUAAAUGAAUAGUUGGCAACAGCUUUGUGUGAGUCUUCAUAAAGCUGUAGAAUUUAUGUAGCAGUUAUUUUUGGAGACAUCUGAUAUUGAAAUAAUGGUAAUGUUUCACAAAGCAGAUAAAUCUAUUUUCCGUCUUACAGUGACAAACUAUUAGAUCACAUGUUUUCUGAUGAACAUAUGUCAAAUAUAAGAUGUCACCUACUAAAACUGUUUAAGAAACAUAACUUAGACGCACACAUUAGUCUUGAAAAUGUUUAUUAAGAUUGAAAUGACAAUGUAAGAACUGUUUUUCAUUGAUUUAAACCACUUGGCCUUGUCGAAUGUUUCAUCGUGCGAACAAGAGUGACGGCAGGGGUCUGGAAAUCAUCUAGGUUUGACAGUAUGUCGGACUCAGGUUUGCUCGAGUCACUGAUGGAGACGUGUUUAUACUGGUCCAGUUCAUAAUGAAGAAUUGUAUGAUGGUCUUGGCCACUGAUGGAUUUUUUAGACCAGAAUGGCUGCUAAAGAAAACAUACAAAAUCAUCUCCUGUGGUACAUUUGCUGUAGCUUAAACAUUAAAAAUAUUAAAUACUCCAUCAUUGUGACAUUAACUCUGUACACCUCUUCCUUGAGCCAUGCUGACUUAUAACAAUAAAAAAUAUUUUAUAUUA